AUGACAGCCUAUGAAGCAUUGCACUCGUUGAAGACCAGAUCCAAAGGGAAAUGGAAAAGUAUGGCACUGAAAAUGAAUAUCUCGAAAGCAUAUGACAGGGUUGAAUGGGCCCAUUUGAAAGCUGUCAUGCAGAGGAUGAGGUUUGGGGAGAGAUGGAUAGGGUUGAUUAUGGAUUGUAUAACAUCAGUCUCUUAUGCAGUGUUGGUGAAUGGGAGGCCAAGAGAUGUUAUAUAUCCCUCAAGAGGUAUUAGGCAGGGGGACCCAAUAUCCCCUUACUUGUGUUUGUUAUGUGUUGAAGGACUUAGCAAUCUUAUUAAUGCAGCUGAAAUUAAGGGUGAUAUAAAAGGGAUGGCUGUUGCAAGAGGAGAUAUAAGAGUCUCUCAUCUCUUAUUUGUUGAUGAUUGCAUUAUCUUUGCAAGAGCUAAGUGGCUAGAAUGA
Messenger RNA from Juglans regia (Persian walnut), 438 nucleotides. RefSeq lists its product as uncharacterized. NCBI's taxonomy places the organism in Eukaryota, Viridiplantae, Streptophyta, Magnoliopsida, Fagales, Juglandaceae. The transcript has a single exon. Bases 1 to 438 code for a protein of 145 amino acids. The record is from RefSeq and is a predicted model, not a curated record.